Molecule: messenger RNA, 909 nt
Organism: Chrysoperla carnea
Lineage: Eukaryota; Metazoa; Arthropoda; Insecta; Neuroptera; Chrysopidae
Exons: 2
Coding region: 144-404 (86 amino acids)
Source: RefSeq, a predicted model, not a curated record
CGUAAAUAUAAAUAUUGAUUCAAAUAAUGAGUCAAUAAAUAAUUUUGAAGAUAAUUUUCAACCUACAAUUAGCUCAACGCUUCCUGAUUCGGAACAAUAUUUAGCAACAUUAGCCUCAUAAAAAAUUAUCACCAAAAGAAGAAAUGAAUAAAAAAGGAAUUGCAUUACAUGACGGCCUUCUAUUUUUAUUAAAAUUGGCCUGGGAAUCAAGAUUUCGUCUUCCAAUAUUAUUAACUGUGUUAUUUAUGGCAUUAGAUUUAAGGGUACAAGUUGAUAUCAAUAUACAUGGUCUACAAAACGUUGAUGCCCGUGAAAUUGAUCAAGAUUCUGAUGAAUCUGAAUUCUCGGAUGCAACAUCACAUUCGGAUCAUCGUGGUGAUCCCGAUACAGAUCCAAUAUUUUGAAAACAAUUUUACUUAAAAAUUGUGUUUUCUAAUAAUAUUGUGUAUUCCCGCACACGGGAAUUGGAGGACAUAUUGAUUUUGGUGUUUAUUAUUUUUUGUGUAUUUUUUUUGGAAAAACAAAGUACGCGUGCGUAUUUGAGAACCAUGUAUACAGCAAGAAUUUGAUUCAUUAUUUUUUUUUUAUUUUAUUUUUUAAAUUAAUAUUUUGUUUUAACAUUUAGAGAGAACCGUUAUUAAUUUCUUAUCUUAACUUUUAAUUUAUAUAUUUUUCAUUAAAGUUUAUUUUUAAUAUGAAUGCUAUUUGUUUUAUAUUACAUUUUUGAUACGUACAGUAUGUGAAAAAUGGAGUAGUGGCUAGCUCAGUCGCCUCCGGAUACAGAGUUCCUCGGUUCGUAUCUAGCAUUGUUCCGAAUAUAUUUUUAUUAAAUAAGAUUAUACCGAGGUAAUGUCACUUUUUUGCAUAAUUGUUAUGAGAACCAUUAGCGACAAAUAAGUAAUAAAAUAU